AAACGUUAUAGGUUUUACAACCUACGAGGUUGGAAAGGUGGCGCACCACAAACUCGUUCUAACACUCAAGGAUAUAGGACGAAUUUCGUUUUCGCGCGAUCUGCCCGUUGAAGAUCUACGUCGGACUUUCAUCAAGCAUGAUGAUCGUUACAUGGAGCAAGUUCUGGAGAUGCGCACUGCCACACAUCCAAAAUCUGGUUACUUGGAGCAUACUAGAGUGAUUUACACAAGACAGAAGGACGAUUAA
This is a messenger RNA of Strongylus vulgaris, 247 nucleotides long. The record is from the annotation of a GenBank genome assembly. NCBI's taxonomy places the organism in Eukaryota, Metazoa, Nematoda, Chromadorea, Rhabditida, Strongylidae.